Messenger RNA from Dendroctonus ponderosae (mountain pine beetle), 4234 nucleotides. It is a transcript of the gene VGAT, whose product is annotated as vesicular inhibitory amino acid transporter. Gene Ontology annotation, molecular function: amino acid transmembrane transporter activity. NCBI's taxonomy places the organism in Eukaryota, Metazoa, Arthropoda, Insecta, Coleoptera, Curculionidae. Gene Ontology annotation, cellular component: vacuolar membrane. Gene Ontology annotation, biological process: amino acid transmembrane transport. The coding region runs from base 289 to 1947 and encodes 552 amino acids. The transcript is spliced from 6 exons. The record is from RefSeq and is a predicted model, not a curated record.
CAGAAUCGCUCGGUUUUAUCCAGGCAUCCUCCAAGAUGAAAAUCCACGUUUAAACAAAUCAAGUAAGUUUAUACGGAAAAUGUGUUUUAGUUAAACUCGGUUGCACAGGGAAGUACUGAACUGAUAGGAUACAGUCCGAAAGGGGGUUGUUUGGAUUAAUCAGCAGUCGAAAAGGGAAAAUCGCAUGAAGAAACCUGAUAUUGAUCUCUGAAAGUUGUGAAUAAAAAAUACUAAAUUUCUAUUGAAAAGUUGCAAUAAGUGGCUAGAUUGGUGUUACUCUGAAGGAAAAUGAAUCGUUUUGGGGGUAUUAAGUUGCCGCCUCUGAGUGCAGCCGUAAACGUUGCUAGUCAGAUAAAAAGGCAAAUUUUGCCCUCUUCUACUCCCGCUGAGAGGCCUAGCCAGAUAGGACAUGGACAUGGACAUGGGGAGCGAGUGCAUUUCGCUCAGCUCCCGAACCAAAACCACACAACACACGGAGGCACCAUCAAUGAACACCACGAAAUGUCAAACAUGCAAUCCAGCACCAAUCCCUUUGGUUCUUCAAAUCCCAACAACCCCUUUUUGCAAAAUCAAAUGGAGGCUGGAGAACCUGGAGGAUUUCAACAGGAGAGUGAUUUCAAUAAUGCCCAAGGAGGAAUCAUCAAGCAGUCAAGCAAAAUGUCAUCAGUGGAUUUCUCAGAAGGAAGCGAUUUUGUUGAAGGAAAAAGUGAUGUAAAAAUUAACGAAUAUCAAGCCGCUUGGAAUGUGACCAACGCUAUUCAAGGAAUGUUUAUUGUAUCCCUUCCAUUUGCAGUACAAAUUGGAGGGUAUUGGGCAAUCGCAGCCAUGAUUCUCGUGGCUCAAAUUUGCUGCUAUACCGGAAAAAUACUAGUAGAUUGCCUUUAUGAAAUUGACUUGCAAACUGGAAGACGGAUACGUGUGAGAGACUCUUACGUGGCCAUUGCCAAAGAGUGCUUCGGCAAAAAUUAUGGUGCUAAAAUAGUAAGCAUUGCUCAAAUAAUAGAACUGCUAAUGACCUGCAUUCUUUACGUGGUGGUUUGCGGAGAUCUAAUGAUUGGAACAUUUCCCGAAGGAGCAAUUGACACACGAUCCUGGAUGAUGCUAAUCGGCAUUUUUCUGCUUCCAUUAGGAUUCAUUAAAUCCCUCAAGAGCGUCUCACUUCUCUCAUUUUGGUGCACAAUGUCCCACAUCUUCAUCAACGUGAUCAUUAUCGGCUACUGCCUGCUGGAAAUUGGUGAUUGGGGCUGGAGCAACGUUAAGUGGACUUUGGAUCUCAAAAACUUCCCUAUCAGCCUAGGAGUAAUCGUUUUCUCCUAUACUUCUCAAAUAUUUCUGCCCACUUUAGAAGGCAACAUGGAGGAUCCCUCCAAGUUUGACUGGAUGCUGGACUGGAGUCACGUUUGGGCUGCCGUAUUCAAAGCGGUAUUUGGCUACAUUUGCUUUCUGACCUUCCAGAGCGAUACUCAGCAGGUGAUCACCAACAAUUUGCACUCUCCAGGGUUCAAAGGAUUGGUGAACACUUGCCUGGUAAUUAAAGCCUUACUAAGCUAUCCGCUUCCAUACUAUGCAGCUUGCGAGCUGUUGGAAAGGGCAUUUUUUCGAGGUAAACCGAAAACUCCGUUUCCAACAAUAUGGGAUAAAAAUGGCGAUUUGGAAGUGUGGGGCUUGGCAUGGAGAGUUGCAAUCGUAUUAUUUACGAUCCUAAUGGCGUGUUUCAUACCGCAUUUCCAAAUUUUAAUGGGAUUUAUUGGAAGCUUUACCGGAACCAUGUUGAGCUUUAUCUGGCCUGCCUACUUUCACAUUAAACUCAAAGGCAACACUCUGGAUAGGAAAACGAUAUUUUUUGAUUAUUUUAUCAUCUACUUGGGAUGCAUUUUUGGAGUGAUCGGAAUUUUUGACUCCGGGAGGGCACUUAUUGAUGCUUUCUCAAUUGGACUUCCAUUCUAAGUUAUAAAAUCCACUGAGAAAAUAAUUUUCCACCAUUCAAACAUGUGUUAACGGAAAAUUUGCAAUAUUUGCGAUUUUCCAAAGGUUUAAGUACUUGUUAUUAUAAAAAAAACCAAAAUAAUUACCAAAAUUCAUAGCCUCCAAAAAAUACAGGGGUUGUAAAUAAUCGGUCUUCCUGAAACAGUAGCAAUACCAUAUCUGAACAAGAUACAUUUAAACGUGGACAAUAAUUACGGUCAAAUCAGUUGAAGUGAAAGCAACCAUACUUAAAAUAUGCCAACGAAGUCUUCCAUUUUAAGUACACUGACAAAAGUAUACAUUUUUUUAUAAUGUAAAUUAUAUAAAAGCCUAGUAUUAAGUCAACCAAUUAUGAGACGUUUUUGCGCAAAGUUUAUAAUGCGUUAUACAAAUUAAAUUUCAAGUAAGUCUUCGUUUACAAUUUUACUACUUACGGCUAGCAAAUUUCCAGCAAGUCAAUGUUUCAUUUCAAAUAGUUUAUUAAAUMUCAUGUUAUCUUUUUUUCGUUCGUUUUCAUACAGAAACAUUAAUACCUCUAAAUUAAUUAUUUUGUCGCAUUAAUAGAUAACGCAGUCAUUUAGGAAUAGUCAAUUUCUUAUUAGUAAGGCAACUUUUUGAUUCGAUACUGUAAGAUAAUAAGUGUAUUUAUCGCGUAUAUUGUAGAAUAUCAUAGACUCUAAAAUUAUGGUGAUUCCAAGAAACUAAAGUCUUCCAAAGAUUGUAACAUUGUCUUCCAAUAAAUAAUUUAUUAAUAAUAAGUUAAAGAAGAAAUCGUUAAAGGGUGUAUGGAGCAAACGAUGUAGUCAAUAUCAAUUGCCCUCUAACAAUUUCAUAUAACAUGCUGUGUGUAUCUGUAAUAACUGUAUUUAAAAAAUGUUCUAAAUGUGUAAAAAAAAUAUUUAAUAACAACCUACCUACAUGUAUCAAAACGUAUCGUAAAAAAUGUUAGAAACUAGUUUUAAAAGCUGUUAAAAGUUGUUAUAUUGAGUGUAAAAAUUAUAGACAAUAAUAACGCUAGUAACCGUAAUAACGACAAUAAUAUAAGAGGAACAGAAAAAGAAAUGGUUAAUGUGAUCACUGAUUUAUUUUCAAUUUUUUUAGCACUAUUUUCUAUACAAAAAUUUGGAGUAUUUACAUGUUACAUCAAACACCUAUCCAGAAGCAAAGUUUGUUAAAGUUUGCAAAAACAAUUCGAAAUAAGCAUAUCUGCUGCUUCUACUUAAAGCUGCUCAUCAAUUUGAAUAAAUAUACAAGGGGUGUUUAAAGCAACAUAUGCGAAUUAUUAGAGUAGAAUCGAUUGAUUUAACAUAUGAAGAUCUGCUGUAAAUGUAAGUCUACCCGAUACAUAUAGAAGGCUGAAGUUUAAAACAUUUCCAAGCUUACACCUUGAUCUUUUGAGCUACCGCAAUUUAUUUUACGUAGGUUUAGAGCGGUAAUUUCUCAUCAACAUCGGAAAAUCUGAAAUUUUUAAUUUACUAGAACCACUUUUGUCGAAUCGUUAUGCGACUGGUAAUAAACAUCAAAUUAGUUCAUGAAAUAACCGAGUCAUUAAUAAAGAGCUUUUCCAAAUAUAUAUAAAUAUAAGUAAGUAUGAAAAACUAGCAAUAAUGAAACAAACAAAUUAAGACUACUGAAAAUUAAGAUUUGCACCUGAACUGUUAGUUUCCCUAUUGACACGCGGAAUUAUCGGAAAUGUUUCUCGAUCUUAAAAAAUGAGAAAAACAAAGAAGUUUCUAAAAUGAACACACAUUUAAUUGAUUUUAAAGGUGCUUCAGGAAUUGCAAAACUUUACUCCCAAAAAAUGUCCUUUAAACCGAUAUAUUUAUGAAGACUGUUCACGUUAUUUUAAGUGGAGUGAUUAAAAUCGGGAGUAAGUGUAUGUUGUUUGAAACACUCUGUAUGCAAAGAAUUUAUACGAUUAUGUAUUAUGCACUGCAGCAAAUCUGAAAAUGGCAGUGGUACAAGAUAAAAACGAUAUUUAUUUAAAUGCGUAAUUUGAAAUUAAGCGUUUAUUGAGAAGAAAAACUGGUGAUGUAUAAAAUAAUCAUCUAGUAACUAGUUAGUUACUCUUUACUACAAAACUAGUUACUAUUUUCGAAUCAUCCAUAUACCUAUUGCAAUGUUUAUCUGCAAUAUUGUUAUUUUUUGUUUCUUUUGAAUUUAGCUAUUUAUUGAAAUAUGCAAUGCAAUAAUAAAGUAAUUAUAAUUAAUUAUAGCGGAAAGAAAAUGAUCCUAUGUGAGUAAAUGCCAAAUAAAUAUUUAAAAUUUU